AUGUUGACCACUUUGUUCUUUUCUGCCCUGGCCUGGAGCCACUUGACGCAAGCCCAUGGAACCAUCACCAGAGUGAUUGGUGCCAAUGGUGUUGUUAUGCCAGGACUUACUAUCCUCGAUGGAACUCCUCGAUCUUCUACAUCUGCUGCCUCAGGAGCGCAGGUGGAUACCAGCGUGAUCCGUGACCCAGAGCUUGCUACUAGUAAAGCCUCCGCACUUGGUCGAACAAGCAAAGGUCCAGUCGACGGCUCUCGCGUCAUCAAGGCAUUUAUGCAGGGUAUCAAGGGCCGGUCCCUUGCUGACACCAUUCUCGGGGGUGGAGAAGAAGCUACGAGAGAAGCCGUAUCUUUUGUGACCGGUAACGCUGGUGCGGUUGUGAACGGCGUCCAAGACGGAAUCGAAAGCUCCCCAGUCGGUGGUUUGGCCCUAGGAGCUGAGCACGGAGUCAACGGUCUUCUGGAUGAUUUCUUCCAAACCGCAAAGGGUGUGCCAUCUCCCCGUGGAUAUAUCGAAGACGGCGUCCAGAAUUCCACUGGAGUUGGUGCCAAAUCCGGGCUACCAACCACUGCAUCCGACGGCACUCUCAAGCUGAUCUACCAUCAGGUCAAUGAGGACGGUGCUGGCCCCCUGUUAGUAGAUAUCGACUUCACUUCUGGAGGGACUGAUCCGAAAGCUUUCAAGUCCGCUGAAGUGUUUCAGAACAUCAUUGGAGUGUUGGGCUUUUCAACCGUGAGCUCGACUGACUUCCCGGUCGUUGUCAAAGUACCUACAGGCAAGGUCUGUUCUGGAAAAGUGGCUGGGGUUUCUGGUGUAUGCAUUGCGAGGGUGCGAAACAGUGCUACUGCUGGUCCUUUUGGCGGCGCUGCUGCUUUCACUCACAAUCCGGAGGCUGCAAAGGGGAAGAAGUCUAGCGCAAAGUUCCGUCACCGCCAUGUUUGA
This is a messenger RNA of Fusarium odoratissimum NRRL 54006, 939 nucleotides long. RefSeq lists its product as uncharacterized. The transcript has 6 exons. Bases 1 to 939 code for a protein of 312 amino acids. NCBI's taxonomy places the organism in Eukaryota, Fungi, Ascomycota, Sordariomycetes, Hypocreales, Nectriaceae. The record is from RefSeq and is a predicted model, not a curated record.